Messenger RNA from Capsaspora owczarzaki ATCC 30864, 433 nucleotides. RefSeq lists its product as hypothetical. NCBI's taxonomy places the organism in Eukaryota, Filasterea, Ministeriida, Capsasporidae. The record is from RefSeq and is a predicted model, not a curated record. The transcript has a single exon. The coding region runs from base 63 to 281 and encodes 72 amino acids.
AAGAAAAAGAAAAAGCCUUUACAAGACUCCUACUCUUAUUAUUACACAAGCUACAUACAACCAUGAGCGCUAUCAACGCCGUCAUUGCCGAUGUCAAGCAGUUCAAGGAAAUCAUUCCGCUGCUCGCCGUUGUCGGCACCGCUGUCACCUAUGGCGUCGGAUCAAUGAUCCACACCUCAAGGAAGACCGAUGUUGUCUUUGACCAUCGCAACAACCCCUUCCCGUGGCAGCAGGUCUCGUCAGCAACCCCUGCUCCCAAGGCGCACCAACGACGACCUUAGAUUUUUGAAGGAUGGGUCUCAGACUGCUCUUCCAAAUCCGCCUUUCGUAAUAUUGUACACCACGAAAAUGGGGUUGUUACUUUAUGUUUAAAGGAACAAAUCCUGUGUAUUGUUAGUUUUUCAUUGUAAAUACAAGCAUUCAAAUCUCAGAA